AUGGCCGAUUCGGAAACCACCUCCAAACUCUUGGUCUCCGCUCGGGAUGCCAACGACUACGUUAGAGCCGUGCUGCAAGCCAACGGUGUAUACGGCCAAGAUGCAGCAACGGUAGCCCACUGCCUCGUUGCUGCCGAUCUCCGUGGCGUAGACACCCAUGGCGUCAACCGUAUACCAUCCUACCUCGCCCGUGUCCGCCAAGGAGUCCUGGAUCCCACCGCUCAACCCACCAUCAUGGAAAAGACUCCUGUUGUCGCUCAAGUGGAUGGCAAAAAUGCUUUUGGCUUCGUUGCAGCGAAAUUGGGCAUGGAGAAAGCGAUCGAUAUGGCUAAGACCUUCGGUAUCGGUAUGGUCAGCGUGAAGCACAGCAACCAUUUCGGCAUGAGUGCUUGGCUGGUGCAACAAGCUCUGGAUGCCGGGACGAUGAGUCUGGUGUUUACAAACUCCUCACCCGCCUUGCCGGUCUGGGGUGGCAAGGAGAAGUUGAUGNGGGUCUCGCCGAUUGCUUGUGGAGCUCCUGGUGCCGAGCAUGAUUUCAUCCUAGAUAUGGCGCCUUCGGUCGCUGCGAGGGGAAAGAUCUACAAGGCUAAAAGAAGAGGUGAGAAGAUACCGGUGGACUGGGCUUUGGACAAGGACGGAAACAGGACUGAUGAUCCGAGUGCUGCGCUCGGGGGUGUCAUGUUGCCAAUGGGCGGACCAAAGGGUUCGGCAUUGUCCAUCAUGAUGGAUGUGUUCUCUGGCGUCUUGUCCGGAUCAGCAUUUGCUGGACAUGUUACUAAUCCUUACGAUCCGUCUAAGCCGGCGGAUGUGGGUCACUUUCUCAUUGCGCUGAAGCCCGACCUUUUCCUCAGCUCGGACGAGUUCAAGCAGAGAAUGGAGUAUCUCUAUAACAGAGUAAGUUUGCAUCGGUAUAUGACAGAUACCAUUGGCACUAACAGAAUUCAGGUCGUCAAUUGUGAGAAGAUGGCAGGGGUAAACAGAAUCUACUUCCCAGGAGAGAUUGAGCAGUUGACAGAAGCGGAAAGAAGAAAAUCAGGCAUACCGUAUGUGGCAGCCGAGAUUGAAGCCUUGAACGCUGAGGCAAGGCGAGUCGGUGUACCAGAUAUAGUCGUGUCACAGUAG
This is a messenger RNA of Aureobasidium vineae, 1122 nucleotides long. Lineage: Eukaryota; Fungi; Ascomycota; Dothideomycetes; Dothideales; Saccotheciaceae. The record is from the annotation of a GenBank genome assembly.